ACCAAUCCAUUUUCACUCCCAACUCGUCACAUAGUGACGCUUGGUCAGGGAACAAUGGGCUGUCAGAAGAUCUGCAAGGUGGAGAAACUCCUGCGACCCCACAAGGAAGUGGCGGUAAACCAGAAACAAAGGUUGGCCACGACAAAGAAGAGCAAUCGGAUGAGAGGCCCAGAUAAGCUGGGAAAUGAAGUUUUGCCCUUCCACUGUGUGGACAACUUUCUCCCUCUGAAGGAUAAUCCCAGAGCUGAACUCAACCGAGAGACUGUGAACCAGCAAAGGCUCCGUCAGAAGUUACUGGAGACUGAGAUCAGCACCAGAAGGAAGGAGUGUGAAGCACUCGAGGCAGAGGUGAAGAAAAAGAAUCAAACAUGUCAGACUUUGGAGAAUGAGCUUCAAGGUUUCCUUCAGGAGAACAAGCACUUGAAUCUUCAGUGGUUCAACAGCAGCCACAGAGCAUCCGAGUAUGAAAAGGUGAAGUCAGAGUAUGCUCAGCUUAAAGAGGCCCUUGGUGUUGUGACGCAGGAGAGAGAUUUAGCCCUUUGGGAGAGGAACCAGCUCCAAGUCAAACUGGAGAACUUAGAGCAGGUGCUCAAGCAUAUGCGCGAGGCUGCGGAGCGAAGGCAGCAGCUAGAGUUGGAGCAUGAGCAGGCCUUGGCUGUACUCACUGCGAAGCAGCAGGAGAUUGACCUUCUUCAGAAGGCUCAGGUUGAAGCUAAAAAGGAACAUGAAGGUGCUGUCCAUCUGUUAGAGAACCACUUGGACAGCAUGCAGGCCAAAGUCCGCGAGCUGGAGGAGAAAUGUCGGUCUCAGAGUGAGCAGUUCAACCUGCUGUCAAAGGAGCUGGAGAAGUUCCGGCUCCAGGCUGGGAAGUUUGACAUCCUCAGCUGCGAACCCUUAACUGUGAGCGAAUCCCCCGGAUCCCCCAACAAAUCCUUAUCCCAGCUCCUAAAUGGAUUGGCUGCGCCGACCGAGAAAGGGACCGAGGUUCCAACAAGCAGAUCUCUGAUAUCAGAGUUCAUCCGGCCGCUCCAGAUCAGUGGAGACAAACCUGAGCUCCUCUCUGUUAAGCCAACAUUCCUCAGUCGCUGUCGGGCCAGCAGCCCAGCACGAGCGUUCCUCUCUGAGAUGGACAAAGAGCUCAGCUCAACAACCAGGUCCAAACCACGUUUCACAGGGAAGGUUCGUCUGUGUGUUGCUCGAUACAGUUACAAUCCAUAUGAUGGGCCUAAUGAGCAUCCAGAAGCAGAGCUCCCCCUAGUGGCCGGGAAGUACCUCUACAUAUAUGGAACAAUGGACGAUGAUGGCUUUUAUGAAGGAGAGCUGCUGGAUGGACAGCGGGGACUUGUCCCAUCCAAUUUUGUGGAUUUCAUUGACGAUGAGGAGAAGCCUUCCGUCCAGCAYAGGGACACAGUAGCUAAAGAACCUGGUUACCUCAACCACAGUAGCCUGGGGCCUCAGCGACAUUUGGCCAGUGCAGGAACAAGAGUGGGCCUGAGCAGUCUGCUGCCUGACAGUAAACUCGACUGUCUGAGUACUAGCAGCCUGGGCGUGGACUUCCUUGGCUCCUGCAGCAAUGGGACAGGAACCUUGAACGUCAACAUUGAUGAGGUCGGUGAAGACAUUGUGCCUUAUCCUCGUCGCAUCACCCUGAUCAAACAACUGGCUAAGAGUGUGAUUAUUGGCUGGGAUCCUCCUGUGGUCCCACCAGGAUGGGGCUCCAUCAGUGGCUACAAUGUACUGGUUGAUAAGGAGGUUCGGAUGAGUGUCCCCUACGGGGGUAGGACAAAGUCUCUCAUUGAAAAGCUCAAUCUUAUCACAAACACCUAUCGGAUCUCGGUGCAGAGCAUCACAGACCGAGGCCCAUCAGACGAGCUGCGGUGCACUCUUUUGGUUGGUAAAGACGUGGUGGUGGCGCCGUACUACCUACGGGUGGACAGCAUCACGCAGUGCUCUGCUGAGCUCUCCUGGAUGCCCAGCAACAGCAACUACAGUCACACCAUCUUCCUCAACGGUGCAGAGUACGACAUGGUCAAGGCUGGGGGCUACAAGUACAAGUUUUUAAACUUGAAGCCAAUGACAGUUUACAAGGUCAAGGUUGUCGCACAGCCACAUCAGGUGCCUUGGCAGCUUCCAAUGGAUCAAAGGGAAAAAGGGGAAAUCUCUGUGGAGUUCUGCACUCAGUCUGCAGGGCCCCCUCUACCUCCCCAGGAGGUGCAGGUCCAGUGCGGUCAGACACCGGGGGUCCUGCAGGUCCGUUGGAAGCCGCCCCCUCUGACACCUUCAGGAACCUCCAACGGUGCCAGUGUAAUUGGUUAUGCUGUUUGCACAAAGGGACAAAAGAUAGCGGAGGUCUUGUUCCCCACAGCCGACUAUGUGAGCGUGGAUUUAAACAGGAUUCAAGGUCUGGAGGCCAGAGAGGUCAUUGUAAGGACGUUAUCGACCCAGGGAGAGUCCCAGGACUCACCUGUGGCCAUCAUCCCGCACAAUCUCCUGGGCUCGCCUCACCUCUCCCGCCGAGCCACCGCACCUCCUCAUCCUCUGCCCCACCCUGUGCCGCAGCCCCACCCGGUACAGACCCAUCCUCCGUACCCAUCGACGUAUCCCCCCAAUCACCCUCAGCCCCAGAUGCAGCCUGUGCAACGGCCCCAGCACCACACGCUACCCCACGCACAGCCGCGCUCGCAGCCCAUCCGCCACCCUCCUCC
This is a messenger RNA of Austrofundulus limnaeus, 2705 nucleotides long. It is a transcript of the gene rimbp2b, whose product is annotated as RIMS binding protein 2b. The record is from RefSeq and is a predicted model, not a curated record. NCBI's taxonomy places the organism in Eukaryota, Metazoa, Chordata, Actinopteri, Cyprinodontiformes, Rivulidae. Gene Ontology annotation, molecular function: protein binding. Gene Ontology annotation, biological process: neuromuscular synaptic transmission.